Molecule: messenger RNA, 40301 nt
Organism: Rattus norvegicus (Norway rat)
Lineage: Eukaryota; Metazoa; Chordata; Mammalia; Rodentia; Muridae
Source: RefSeq, a predicted model, not a curated record
UAGGGUGAGGCGCACCUUUCUCCCGAGAGGGUGCCAGAGGUCCCAGCCGCGGUUCUUUCCACCUGCCGAGAAACCAGAGCUGUUCUUCCGAGCCUGGCGGCGGCGGAGCUUGCUGCUUCUGCCCCAGCGCUCUCUGCACGCCCCCCUACUCGCCCCCGCCCGCCCGAGUCACCUCUUUCCGCGCCCCCGCCCCUUGCGAGCUAGCGCUCGCCCCCCCCCCCCGUCCUCCUCCCCUUCCCCCUUCCCUCUGGCCCUCCCUUCAUUCCACAAGUGUCGCUUCUCUCUCUCCAGCGCACUUGGCGUGCAAGAGAGGUGAAGAGCAUCCUGCGAGCGAGCGGACGUGGGGAUCCGAGUCCCGGGCGGCGGACGGAGGGGAGUUACGGACACAGCGACUCUCCCCUGCUUUCCGCCCCCGCCUCCCCCGGUGGCCCGCAGGACCUGCACCCCGCGCUGGCCCCCGCUCCUGCUCCGUCCCCGCCCGGCCCCGGCGCGCUCCUCCCCGGCCGGCCCCCUUCCUCGGCGCGCGUCGCGCUGGAGGCGAACGCAGUCUGAGCCGAGCGCAGUGGCCGCCGACCACCGAGCGCCCCGCGCCGCCUCCCUGCAUGUGCGGCCAGCGGCGGCCCGCAGCCCCUGCCAGCAGCCUUGGCAGCUUCGGCCGCGCGUCCAGAGGCGGUGGCAUCGGCUCCAGCGGCGGCCGAGCGCUCCAGCCCGGGCUCGGAGACACGAUGCGCCGAGUCCUCCGGCUGCUCCUCGGCUGCUUCCUCACCGAGCUGUGUGCCCGCAUGUGCCGGGCGCAGGAGCGAGCUGGGCACGGGCAGCUGGCGCAACUGGGCGGCGUGCUGCUGCUCACAGGGAGCAAUCGCUCGGGGGCCGCCUCCGGAGAGGCCGGCGAGGGCGUCGGGGGCUCGGACGCACCGCCGACUCGAGCGCCCACGCCGGACUCCUGUCGGGGGUACUUCGAUGUCAUGGGCCAGUGGGACCCGCCGUUCAACUGCAGCUCGGGCGACUUCAUCUUCUGCUGCGGGACUUGUGGCUUCCGGUUCUGCUGCACGUUUAAGAAGCGGCGACUGAACCAGAGCACCUGUACCAACUACGACACGCCACUCUGGCUUAACACGGGCAAGCCCCCAGCGCGUAAGGAUGACCCCUUGCACGACCCUACCAAGGACAAGACCAACCUUAUCGUCUACAUCAUCUGCGGGGUGGUGGCUGUCAUGGUGCUGGUGGGCAUCUUCACCAAGCUGGGGCUGGAGAAAGCACACCGGCCCCAAAGGGAACAUAUGUCCAGAGCCCUUGCGGAUGUCAUGAGGCCACAGGGCCACUGCAACACUGACCACAUGGAGAGAGACCUUAACAUUGUCGUCCACGUGCAGCAUUAUGAGAACAUGGACACAAGAACCCCCAUAAAUAAUCUCCGUAUCUCAGACAUAUGUACUAUGUUGGGAACUUGAAGAUCCUGGGGACAGAAACCUAAUGCAAGCAGAAAGAGGAAUUUUCUGGGCCACAUCUGACCUGUAGAUGCUGCUAGACAUCCAGUGUUUCCAGAACUUUGACUUUGUCUCUUCAUCUGUAAACUUUGCAAUCCCCCUUGACUUAACUUUCUAGAUAGGUUUUUUUCCCUCUGAAAUGACCAGAUAGCUACUAGUAGGUAUAGCCAGGGAUUGUGAUAAUUGCUCCAGAUCCAGAGAUCCAAGGAGGGAAAGAGGAUAUUUCUCUACAACUGUGUUGAAAACUACAGAGAGGUUUCUGACUGGCCUGUGGGAAGGAAUAUGACCUGGGAAACAGUGCUUUGGUUGGCUAGUUACGGGCUGAGGGGUGGGGCUUGAAUCAAGUCUGCCCAAACAGGAAGAGGAAGAGGAUCUCUGUGCAACAGAAGUGUGUGUGUGUGUGUGUGUGUGUGUGUGUGUUUAAAGGUUAGAUCUUUAGAAGCGAUUCUAAUUACAUAACACCAAAAAAUCACACACCUCUGUACUAAUUUGUAUUUUUCCUGUAUCCAAUGUGUGAUUGUUUAUUUAUAUUUUGUUUGCUGCUUCAAAUCCUUUGUGAAAUGAGGUGGAAUAAAUAAAUGAUAAGAUGUGUAAACUGACUGGAGAAAUAAAUCCGUGCAUCUUUCCAUACAAAAGGAAGGAGGGGUUGACUGAAGCCGCCAAGAGCUGAGCAUGUGUCGAAUGGGACAUUUCCUUCAAAGACUCAGAUUGUAAAGCCUUGGUCCUUAACACAAAGUUCAAGCUGGGGUGUUUGGGAGCUCACCAUAAGGGCUCUGAGCCAGCUGAUGGAGCAGUCCACGGGUGGAUUUGUGAUUUGUUGGCAGUGUUGGAAGGUGGGAGAAAUGAAGAGGAGUCUAGUUGUUAGAGGAAGCAGACUCCUGGACAGCUUCUGUGGAAGGCUGCAUCUUGUCUCUAGGCCCUCCUUCACACUCUUCCCUCUUUCUGUUCCUGGGCUGCCAGGAGAUGAGUAGCCUCCUCUACCAUAUGCUGCCUCCCCCAUUACCGUGCUCUCCUGAGUUUGCUUCAGGCUCAAGCAAUGAAAGCAUGAGGACAAACCGACACCCCUGGAACUGUGGGCCAAGGCAAAGCUCCCAUUUCCACUGCGUUUCUCAGUCCUUUCACCAUGGCAACAGAGUGUAUUUGACUGAUGCAGAAUCUAUGAAAGGCUAACAGUUUGUCUCUUGCUGGGCUCUGUGCAGCCAGGACCUCUGUUAUGGCCAUGGCUGUUGUAAGCUCACACCUACUUGAGCGUGGUGGCACAUACCUGUAAUAUCAGCUCUUGGGAGGCUGAGGCAGGGGGAUUAUGAAUCCAAGGCUGCCUAAGUUAUAUAAUGACUCACUAUCUCAAAACCCAAAACCAAAUGAAACUAAAAAUGCCCCUCCCAAACCCAGUCAAACCAAAAGGCACAUUCCUCUACAUGUAGAUGUCAGGGGCUUACAUAAUGCCUAUCUCACAUACAGUUUAAUACCAACAUUUAUGAAGAAGACAAUGUCUUGGAGUUCAUAUCUUUCUCUACCAUCCUGCCUUGCACUUAGAUGUUCAAUAAGUGGUUUUGACUAAAUGAACUGGCCCACUCUACACUUCUUUAUUUGUGCUGUUUUCUCUGUCUUCUAAACGGCUAUAUCCUUCAUGAGCACAUGGAUACAUGUAUCCACAUAUACAUGUAUACAUACACGUGUGGAGGUAUGCAAGCAUCUUCAGGCUCUGUUCUUUUUCUUCAGGCUCUGUUAAAGGCAUGGAACUUGCCAAAUAGACCAAGAGAGCCCUAGAGAGCUGCCUGUUUCUGUCUACACAGGUGCUGAGAACACAAACACAGUCAAAAUUAGGUUUUGAAAUAUGGGUUCUUGGAUCAAGCUGGGCUCCCUGUGCUCACAAGAUAAACACUUUGUUGACUGAGCCAUCUCUCAGGUCUCCAGUUUCUAUUCAGGAAUAUUAAAAAAAAUAAUUAUGUGGGCUUGCUCUCAGAUGUCCAGCAAGCGCUCACCAGCCAGCUUUGACAUCUCUGUUUUUUUUCCAGAAAUGUUGCUGAGCCGAAAGCAAUGCUUGCUUAUUUAUUAAUUUUAUUUAUUUAUUUAAAUCUAUAGUUCUGUAAAGAGAACCCAGAGUCUUGUGCCUACCAAGGCAGCCCUCUACCACUGAUCAUGCCCCAGGCUGUGGGGAAAAAAUCAGCAACAGCAUUGUAUGCUGAGCUUCCAGGAGGGACCAGGGAGUAGCAUGCGGCCAUUGGGAUGUUAGUAACAGACAUGGGUUUGAAAAGUUCUUGGAUGGUAGAUCUCUGUGAACUGAAUCAUCUGGGCUUCCUUAGUGCCCAAGUCUUCAGUCAGAAAGCCGCAAGGGACCUAUGUGUUUCACACACCAUCUUGCCUCCUUGUUGUGCUUGGAAGACUUUUUUGGUGUUCUCAUGCUGGCAGCACCACCUCAAUUUAGUUCUCCUAGAAGCACACAGAUCCUAAGGCAAGGAAAAUUCCCCUAUUUGGGAGAUGUUCUCAGGAAGUGUUGUUAGGGUUGCAGCAAGAUAGGGAUGUAGUAAUGGUGAGUUAUCAGUGGGCUAUAGCCAUUGAGAGCCAGAGAGCAGUGGGAGAAGGACAGAAUCUGCCUUCAGUGACAAGAAGGCAAGUAUAUUCCUAGAGGAGUAGAGGCCCACAUAAAGGGGACAUGGUUUGGGAUAGAGACUUUCUCCAAAGGGUAUGUGGCCAUGUUGUGGGGCAGUAGCUACUCUAUACACAGAAGAAGUACAUCUGAGGCCCAUUUAUAGGGAAUCCUUGUAUUAGGAAACCAAACCCUUUUUCGGGGAAGUGGACAUUCUCAGUGUGCAAAACACAAACACAUUCAAAAGCAGUUAUUGGCAACAUCAUAAGUUGGGUCACUUCAGAUAAAGUGUAGGGGACAGGUGCUGCCUUUACAGGAGCACCAGAAAGAAAAAAAUGUCACCUCCAUCCCUGAUGUGGGUGAACAGCAAGGGAGAUAUCACGUGCCUAUUAACGGGGACAUUGAGACAGAGUCUCUCAAAAUCCUGGACUAUUUUUAAUCAAAAGGAGAACUCAGUGUAAAACAUUUGAUGUCUUGAAGAUAACUCAUUGUCAGUAGGCCAAUUUAAGUCUCAUUAAUCACAGGAAGGGAAGAACUCCUGCCCCUUGAAGCUGGUAGUGACCAGCUGUGAGCGGGGCAGGGCGUGUUUCCCAUAAAUGGAACUCAGGUGUUCUAACUAUGCAGAGAUGGGGGCGACUGGGCAGGACUUUUCCUGACUCACACUUGACAAUCUUUGGCUUUGCAGCUGUCCCUAGAUCUAGUUGAGUGGAGGAUUGUCACGGACCUCUCUGAGUUAGUUUUGAGGAAACAUGAACUUUGAAGCAAGAUGGUCUAGUGUCUAUUUAUUGAUUUCCCAUCUCUAUUUAUUGGUUUCCGAUUUAUUUUUUUCCCAGACAGUAGACUAAGCACUUUGAAUGUAAACUUGUACUCUUUAUAACACUUCCAAGAGUUGGAGGACUUUGUCUCUUUUAAAGAUGUGAAACUUGAAGUUUUCAGAUGUUCAUACUUGAGAGAGCUGGGAUUGGAGCUCUGGUCAAAUCAGUUCCAAACCAACCAAGCUCUUUAACUAUUGCAUGGCAGUGUUUUCAGUGGAGUCUAAUCAUAUCAGUAAGGAGACAAUUUACUGAUGAGGGAAGCAAGGGCAAAUAGAAUAUACAAGAAAAACCAAUACUAAGGGGUUGGGGAUUUAGCUCAGUGGUAGAGCGAUUGCUUAGGAAGCGCAAGGCCCUGGGUUCGGUCCCCAGCUCCGAAAAAAAAGAACCAAAAAAAAAAAAAAAAAAAGAAAAGAAAACCAAUACUAACUAUUCAUCCUACAUGCUCAAAGAAAGUUAUUGGUGAUACUAUUUUGGUAUAUUGCUGCCUGCAUGUGCUUGGACUGUUCUUUUUUUUUUUUUUUUUUUUUUUUCUUUUUUUCGGAGCUGGGGACCGAACCCAGGGCCUUGCGCUUACUAGGCAAGCGCUCUUCCUGGUAUAUUGCUGUCUUCAUGUGCUUGGGCUGUUCUAACUAUAAACCACACAAGCCCAGUGGACAGCAGUGGACACUGAGAUGCUCAGGCUCUAUUGCCAGGCGGGGCCUGCUUUCCCAUAGAUGGUACCUUGUUGAGUUAAACAUGGUGGUGCAUGUCUGUGAUCCUAGCACUUAGGGGGCAGAAGCAGGACAGGUUUUCAGGCCAGCAUGGGUUAUACCUCAAGACUGUAGGCAAAACAGUGGUGCCUUCUCACCACUCUGGCAUUGUGGAAGAGGCCAGCAGGCUCCCUCAGUCCUGCCUGCUAAGGCCAUGAAUGAUCUUUGUGAGGUCCUGUUCUCAUUGUCUAGGGACUUCCCAAAGUCACCAUCUCCUCAUGCUGUCACUUUGGAGGCCACAAUUUCAACAUACAAAAUUUGGGGGAGACAGAAUCAUUAAGAUCAUACCUAAGAUCCUUUUAGAAUUAACUUCCAAUGUCAUACUUGGAAAAAAAAGUCACAUAUCCACAUAAUAAAACCCAGCAUUGUCGUGUUUUUCCUAAUGCUCGUUAUGCCUCAAACAUUUAAUUAUUGUUGCAUAUGUUUACAAUCCAUGCUGUUGAAUAACUCCACGGUGUUAUUAUAUGGCUCCAAUGCUCUCUUCACCUUCUGUCCCUCCUUCACCCCUCCUCCUCCCUCUCUUCUGUUCCUUCUUUCCUCCUCUUUUCUAUUUCUCCUUCCUAUUUCCUUCUCCUGUCCUCUUCCUCUUUCCUCAUGCUUCCUUCUCUUCUCUUUCAAUUCCUCUUUCCUCUCUUGCUGUUCCCUGUCUUUAUUAUUAUGAUUUAUUAUUUUUAUUUAUUAUUUCCAUUAUUUUUGUUACUAUUAUUAUUUCAUGACCCGGAGCUAGAAUCUUACAACAUAGGCUCUGUUAGCUCCUCCAAAUUCUCCUGCUUAGGAGUUCUGGGGCUGUAAGCAUGCACCACUGUGCCUGGCUGUUCUGGUUUCUUUAUCUUUAAAAUGUGAAUGAUAUUUCCAACCUUAUAACUUUGUGGAAAGAUAGUUACUAGGUGUCUGACAUGUGCUAAAUAUUCAAUAAAUAUUUAUUCCUUUAUUUCCCUGAACCCAGACAAAUUCCCUAGAAGCAGAGCCUGAAAUGGGAAUUCUUGUGCAAGGCACUUCCUGGGGGAGCACCCCCAGAAGGGCCCUGGAAAGAAGGCAUGGUAGUAAGAUAGAGGCAGGAGACAAAAAAGGACAGGUCUCAGUUGAGUCCAAACCUUGGCCUGUCCCAUGGGGUGAGCUGGAGUGUGAGGUAUACCAGUUAGUCAUGUGGUUUACCCAUGGAUUGGCUUUUGAUAUCUCUGUGACAGUGGUCAUUGGUUGUGGGUCCUUGCUGCAGGCAAGGACAUGAAACUUUUGCAUGUGGUGAGACAUCUUCUCUUUAACUAUGUGUGAUGCUCUUUCCAAUAUGGCAGUCCAAGCCAUGCGUGGCAAUGAGGAGGCUGUCUGUGUACACAUGUGCCAUUGACAUAAAAUAGACAUCAGAUUGUGAAGGCUUCAUAUGAAAAAUUGAUGUCAACAUUAUUUUUGCGUGUAUUUCUAUAUGUAUGGGUACAUGUUUGUGCAUAUACAAGUGGAGGUCACUAGACAACCGCUGGCCUUAUUUUCCAGGCAACAUCUACUUUUUUGAGACAGGAUGUUUCACUUGCCAGUUAGGCUGGGCUCUCUCGCUGGUGAGCCCCAGGAAAGCCUCCUGCCUCUGUUUCCUUAGCAUUGCAUUAUAAGCACAUGCCCCCCACAUCAGACCUUUAUUUUUUAAAUUGAAACACACACACACACACACACACACACACUCUCUCUCUCUCUCUCUCUCUCUCUCUCACACACACACACACACACACACACACACACACACACACACACACUGAUGCGUCUGUAUUUAUUUUAAGGGAAAUACCCAGAAAAGCUUAACUUGAAGGUGGUAGAUGUAGAAGAUGUGGGAAAAAAAAUAAUCAUCAAACCAGCUCCCCAAAUAUGUGUGACCUCCUCCCUCAGGAGAUCUUAGCUCUGUCAGGACUUGGCCUAGGAUCCUCAUUUUCUGAAUUCUUCUCUUUGAGUUUAGAAAAGGUUUGUCUAUCUUGCAGGCUUCCAAGACAGAGAAUAGUUUGGAGAAGAAAAAUACAUGCUAGCUUUGUUUCCAGUGUGUCCCCCCCCCCACUCCCAUGCCUGCAGAUCCCCCAGCCCAUAUUUCAGUAGUUGAUUUCAAAGAGAAGAACCCCACGGAGUGGGUGGGUUAGGCAGCAGUAUGCUGAGCAGCAAGGCCGUGCUGAUGAGGAAGCAAGCAGUGAGGUACCAGGGGCUGCCCAGCAAGUGGAUUGAAGAUAUGUGGAGGUGGUUGUAGGAAGGAGUAAACAGGAGUCCAUCUGCUCCCAGUGUAUCAAAGGCUGAGCUUCCCUUGGUCAGGGGUGGCAGAGGAUGAGCCUUUUUUCACUGUAUGUAGGAAGACACACUUCCUAGUUACAGAAAAUGUCAGUCUGGCAAUGGGUGUGCCAAAUUAGGGGGACGUGAAGUAGAACUGCCUGCAGCAGUCAGACCAAGAUGCUGUCGGCCAGCCAGAUGCACUGACUCGUCAUCACCUAGUGCUGGAGUUACCUUGUCUGCACACUCCUCACCUCCACAGUCAUGCAUUCAGCUCCAGGAGCCCACCUGGGUAGGGCUUGCCUUCACACAUGUGGCUUUUCCCUUGUGGGUCUGAGGAUGCAGCUCAGGUCCUCACACUUGCAAGGCCAGUAUGUUACUGACCAACCAUCUCCCCAGCCUAACACCAUUAGUUUUUGUAAGUGAAUGAUGUCUUGUCAUAGUAGCAUCUUGAACAUAGUGGGCUAAGUUAAGCAUUUUGUUAAAAUUGACUUGUUUCUUUGUGUUUUAUAUGUGAUUGCUUGGAAAUUUGCUUCAUCUCUCCCAUAUCUCUAUUGGACAAUAUCACUCUAGAUCAGAAGUGACAAGUCAUGUUUUUUAAUAAAAAAGUUAUUUUAAAGGGAGAGAGAGCAAGUCCUUUGAUCUCUGUAGUUCUAUAGUUGUGCAAAAGAAUCAGACAUGGAUCAAGUGUAAAUGAAAGGGAAUGGCUGCAUUCCAAUAAAACUUUAUUUACAAAGUCAUUGGGUUUGGCCCCUGAGCUAUAGAAAAUGACUUUUUGGUGACCUUGCUCUAGAAAAUAAAUUAGCAAGCUCUGAGUUGCUAGGCUUAAUAUGGGCUCCAGGAGUUGUGUUCCUGAAUUAAUGAACUAGUCUGGUGAAAAAAAUGGGGGAGACAUCAAUGGUUCUUUUGGGACUUCUCAGUUAUGCAUUAGGAGAGGCUGGCUAGCCUGUGAGUCCCAGAAAUCUGUUUCUGCCUCCCUAGCUCUUAGGCUCCAAAUGUGUGCUCCUCUGCUCAGCUUUUUGCACAGGUGCUGAGGUGCUGGGAGUAUACUUCAAGUCCUAGUGCUUCCUGGCUAGCACCUUGCAGACUGAUCUCCAGAGCUCCAGAAGGCUUCUAGCAUUUUCUCUGUCUUUGUCUUUGGCCCCUAGCUGCCUUGCUUAGCAGUAAGAACUUUACUUCUAAUAGCUUGGACCCUAAGAUUUUCUCGCCACAGAGGCUAAAGAUGGGGAAAUGCACAGACGGAAGGAAAACAAAGCCAAACAUUUACUCCGUUCUCAGUACUGGAGGGGCGGGACAUCUGUACAUCAAUAUGUCCUGGGAGGAGGCUGCUUGCUAUUCUGAAGGUCUGGACAACUGGUCUACUGUGGAAGAUUGGAGGCGCUGUCUUGAAGACUUAAUGAUUUUAAAAAAUGACAUAUUCCCCACAGCUUUUUGCUAACACAAACAUAAACAUACACUUUUUCAAUUGAGAGCAAUUAACAUAGAGUGCCUUAGGCCAGGAAAUAAUUAAUACAAAAUUCUGGAGAAACUGCAGCUCCAUGGCUCAUGUUUUCUCAAGGUGGAAUUGCUUUAUUGAAAUGAUCUUGUGAUGUCUAGAGACCUUUCUGCAGCCUGCUUAGGCUGGACUCGAAUCUCUCCACUGGAUCCGUCUAUCUCCUCUUGCAGCCCUGUGGCACUGUCCCUCUGUGUAGCUAUAGAAAACCUCCCAGAGGGCCCUGCAGCAGACACGUGGUUGAUUCUUUCCUAGUUGUUCUCGUGGAUGUUGGGGUCCUUGACUCCAUUGUUCCCAUCCCCCUGUCAAGUGUUUCUGCUCCAUGGAGUCAGAAUUGACAUCUUCCUUCUUGCCUUUCAUAAACGUUCAUUGAAUGCUUACCAUGUGCUGAGCCUACGUGAGUCUGGCACAGCGCUUAACUCACACACUGAUGGAGAAGAGGACCAGGGAAUAGGUCAGUGAAGUAUGCAAGGUCAGGGAGUGAUAAAGGCUGUGAAUACAAUAAAGAAGGGAAAAGGAAUGUAGUGGUGGUGAAGGUGAGGUGUUCCUCUCAGGAAAAGCAGGCAAAGAACUUCUGGAGGAGAUACCCUCCCAGGAUGCUUGACAAAAUUGGAACAGAAGCAGAUUCUCCAGUGACCACUCUGCACUGCCUCUUACCCAGCCACUUGUCUGUCUGACGGACAUCCUCUUGUUAAUGUCUUGACCACACAGAGAAGUAGAACUACGAGACUGACACACAGCAGAUGAGACACUCAAACUCAGGAAGAUGAUGUCUUUAUCUCAAGGGCACCUAGUCCAUCAGUGUGCAGAUGGGGUUUGAACCCAGACACCGGGCCUCAAGUGCUCUUAGUCAACUGCAGGUAUAAAGACUGGGUGAGCAGAACUUUUAGUUACCAUGGCACAAAAUGGAGAGAAACGGCUGAGAAUGGGAAAAAUUUAUUUUACCUUGUGAUUUCAGGGGACUUGGUAUAUUUGGUUGGCUCUGAAUUUCUGGGCCUGAAGUGGAACUGAGCUCCAAGAAUUGAAGGACAUGGUGAAGCCAGCUGCUCAUAUGUCCAUGAGGACACAGAAGAAGCAGGAAGGGCUGGGGCAUGACCCUUCUUUCCAUCGGUGUGCCCUGCCUUUUUCCUCAUUUCCAUCACAUUUCCAAAACGCCCUCUCAUGAGUCCCCAUGAAUGGCUUAAUCAACCGCCAUGAUUUCAGAGCUCUCAGCAACCCUAAUCAUCUCUCAGUUCUGGUGCAAGCCUUCAACCUACGAGCAUUAGGAAGUAAACUUUACAUUCAAACCAUAAGAAAGACAUUGGUUUAUUGAAUAUUUGAUUCCUUGACUUAUUGUCACCUUUCGCUCCUAGAGAGCCAUUGAUCAGUAAAUGCUCAGCACGUUUAGGUAAGUCAAGUGAAGAAAUUGAAAGGAAGAUUGGAAUCUGACCUAGCUAAUAAAUACAUCAGGCAUGUUCAUACAUGCCUGUUCAUACAUGCAAUCAUACAUCAUGUUGGAGAGCAUCCCUUCUCCUCCUUCUCUUUAUCCAACUCGCUCCUUCUUCUCAUUAAAAGGUGAAACCACACAGGAAAUCAUCCCCCACCCCCACCACCAGUGAUUUCUCUGUUAGGAUUUAUGCUUCUACAGUGGUGGCUUGUAACUUUUAGCAGCUUAUAAAAUCGGUCCCUGGGGUGGCCAUUGGAAACCCUUCCUGAGACACCCUUUCGGUGUGCUUUGUCUCAGCUUGCUCAAGAUGCUGUAGUGAAACACCGCAGACUGGGCGGCUUGUCUACAGCUGACAUGUAUUGCUUGCAGCUCCGAGGUCCAGGCACCAGUGUAGCUGGGUUCUAGGCUGCAGACUGGCAACUUCUCUAGUGCCAGAGAGUGUGGAGAGGAAAGCAAGGUGACCAAUGACUUAUUUAAGGACACUCAUUCCAUUCAUGAGAGUUCUACCAUUGUGACCUCACCUAGUCUUAAUUAUCUCUGCAAAGCCCUACCUAAUUUGUGGAGAUUCACUAUAGGGUUUUUGUGGAGACAGAUAAACAACGGUCUACAGCACAGUGCUGUAAUGAAACCCAAGACCAGGGCUGAAAUACCAGGUGCUUAUAACACUUCUCACUUGUAACCUAAUUAUCUCCACAGCCCUAUCUGUAAAUACUGUUAUGUUGAGUAUUAGGGCUUGCAUUAGUGACAGAUAGUCCACAGAAGCGAUCUAAAGAGGAAAAGUUUUGUUUUGACCUGCAGUUCAGAGGGAACUUUGACCAUCUUGGUGGAGGUAGAGGUAGGUGAUUCCAGACUAGAGGGAGCCUGUGGUGUGAGUUGCUCACAGCUUAUGGAUCAGAAAGUCCACACAAAAUGGGAGAUCGACCUCAGGUAUAAUCCUCAAGGCCUGUGUGCUGUAUCUGUCAGCCAGACCUGACUUCCUAGAGCCUCCACUUCCUCUCCAAACAGCACUGUUAUCCGGCAGCCAGGUGCUCAGGCUCACAGAGAAAGAGAGCUUCAGUGCACGUGCUUUAUGGAGUAGAGUGGGACAGAGACAUUUGAUCCACAGUGCAGGUGCGAUUUGAGUUUUCUUUGACUUUUUCUUCUUAAGAUUUAUUUUAUUUGUGCAUGCAUAUGUAUGUGUACAUGUGCGUGCAUGUGUGUGUUUGUGUGUAUGUAUAUGUUUGUGUGUGUAUGUGUGUAUGUGUGUAUGUGUUUGUAUGUGUGUUUGUGUGUGUGUAUGUGCUUGUAUGUGUGUGUAUGUGUAUAUGUGUGUGUGUAUGUGUGUGUAUGUGUUUGUGUGUGUGUGUGUGUGUGUGUGUGUGUGUGUGUGCACGCACAUGGGUCCUGAUGCCAAAAGAGGGCAUUAGAUGCUCUGGAGGUGGAAUAUUAGGUGGUUUUGAGCUACCCGCUGUGGGUGCUGGGAAUAAACUUCCGUCUUCUGUGUUAGUGGUGAGUGAUUGUAAGUACUGAGCCAUUUCUCUAGCCUUAAGCAUCCUUUGACUGAAACUGAGUAGAGGACCUACAUUCCCCUAGUACCUUUCUUCUCUCUUCCAGAUCUGCUCCUGAAUCACCUCUCCAGAUAUUUCAAUUCCAAGGACGCACUGUUUGUAAAAAUUCUCUGAUCUAACCCAGUUGUUCUGUAGAUGAGGUGUUUUAUUAUUUUUUUAUUUAUUUUUUUUUAGAUGAGGUGUUUUAUAAUGUGGACACACUCUACAGAUUUUCUAGUUUCCUGUUGCUGGACAGUUGUUGCUUCUGCUUUCCGCUGUUCUAACUAAAUUAUGAUAGCCUUCCCUCCCAGUGCUCCCAGUCUGUGUGUACCCACAAGUUCCCCUUAGGCAACACCUCAGAAGUAAAAAUCACUUUUGAUUCCUGGCCUGUUGAAAUUACUUUCUGAAGUCUGGCAUUUUAUUUUGUAUGUCAGGAAAAAAUUAGCACCGAGUGUGGCCCUGGGUUCAGAAGUGUGUGCUGGACAUGAUGCAGCUUCAUAACAGAUGUCCUGGGGUUACGCUGGGAGCCACGCUCUGUUGCCAGGUCAAACUCAUGCCUGCUGAUAAUGCUAUUUUGUAUUUGCAAUCCUUUUUUUUUUCUGUUUUUUAAAAAUCGUUUUCAUCUGUUGUGCAACAGUCACGGCAUGAAGUCAGUGGGAGGAGAUGGAUAUAACUUCCAAAGAUCGUAGAGUAUACUGAGAUUUAAAGAGGUUAAGUGACUCGUGAAGCUUGUGUAUGGAGUAAAUGGGAGUACUAGAGACUGCAUCAGUCAGCUAUUAGUGACAACAGUGCUGUAUAACAAAUAGCCCCAGCUCAGCAACUUAUGUCAACAAAGAGCAAGAGGUUCCCUGGUAGCAAGAGACAUUAGAAUAUUCUCUCAAUAUUAACAAAAAGCAGAGAUGCUCAAGUUCCUUUAGAAAAUGACGAAGUAUUUUCAUACAACAUAUACAGUCCUCCUGUAAGCUGAAAUGGUCUCUGGAUCACUUUGAACAUUUACCAUAAUCUAAAUGCUAUGGAAAGAGUUGUUAUAUCCUUAUGACAUAAUCUAAGGAAAAUGUCUGUUUUCAGUAUACAUAAUUUUUUAUAAAACCUUUUUACAACUAGCAUUUUCUUUAUUCUUUGAAAAGAUUCAUGCAAUUUCAUACAUACAGGGUAUCUGGAUUGCAUUCAUACCUACCUGUUCCCUCCAACUUCCACAAGACUCCCCCAACACAUAUACCUCCAAAAUUUACUUAACCAAUUAACUAAUUAUUAAUUUAUAACCAACCGAGUCCAGUCACUGCUGCUAACUGGUGUAGGAGCAUUGGUGUAGGGUCAUCUAUUGAAGCAUGGACAAGCUACUUAAUUUUUAAAACUGUUAUUAAUUUAAAUUAUUUAUUUUGUGUGUAUAUAUGCAUGGACUUUUGCAUGCCACACCAUACAUAUGGUGGCCAGAGAUUUUUUUUCCUUCCUGGGGGUGACAGGAAUCAAACUCAUGUAGGCCUUACAGCAGGCACCCUUACCUGCUGAGAGCCAUGUCCCCUGCUCAUACAUGCUUUUGACUUGAAGGCUGGAUGCCGCUGAAGGGGUUUCAUCCGCCUGUGAAUUGACUUUGAGGAGUGGCUUUAGAUGAUUUCAGAAAGGUCAGAAUGGCUAGGCAACAGGGGUCCGAGCCACAGUGAUGCCAUGUGACGUCAGAAAGGAAGAACUGAAGCCACAGUCCACCGGCACCAGAAGGAAAGCUGCUCUUUAUUGUGAUGGGAAAUGACCAGAAGGCUGUAUGUAGGAGAGACAUCAUCCGGUUUAAGAGCUUAUUUGGUUUGUUUGUUCAGCUCUGGAUCCUGUGACUCCUUUAUAAAAGACAACCUAUAAGUUCUUUAUUUGGCUAAUAAUGAAUUUGAUCUCAAGGAGAGCACUGAGAGCUAGGAGCCACCAGGGAGGUGCUGAGCCUCUCCCAGUGGGUGAGUCUCACUGGUUCAUUGGUCACAUCAUAGAAUCAUUCUACUCUCUGAGGAAAUACUUGCUGAACACUCUCCCUCUUGGAUUAGCACUGGGAAAGACUGGCUGGAACCUUCACAUGAAACCCUAGUCUUAAUCCUCCAUUGUAGCACUCAGAAAAACUGGGCCAUACCUGGUUCCCAGACUCCUGGGUCUAAUCACCAGGAAAGAAGGAAGCAAUUGUUAUUAGAGCUGUCCAUCUUCCAUUUACUCUCUGAGUUCCAUUGUGUAUCAGAGAAAACUGAGGCUUAGAGGACACAAAAUGAGCAUCAGUCAGGUAGACAUAGACCCCAUGUGCUAUCCCUAUGCUCUGCCCCCAGCUCUGCCCCCAGGCCCUGCCCACAUGCUCCACCCACAUGCUCACCUUUAGGCCAACAAUCUCUGUACUCUAAAUAUGGAGUUUGGAUAAGAAAACUAAUGAUGCUUAUUUUGAAUUAAAAAAAUGCCCUUUUCACAAUUAAAAACCAGCCACACAAAGUGAGUUUACAUUGAAAAUUAACUGUUCACAUGUAAAAGGUUCCCCCUUCAGGAGUAAGCAUUAUGACUUCUAAUUAUACAGUAGCCGGCACUACAUAUUUAUGGAAUCUUUGAAGAACUGUUAUAAAUAGGUCUGAGCAGGGCUUGCAUUCCCUGUGUUUACUUGCCUGGUGUGCCCAUUGGCAUUUGGCCCUGAUCUUGUUCAGCCUUGAACUCUAGUUAUGUUCUCUUAUGCUAAUGAGUCAUCUCCCAAGACUCCCAAGACAGGGUGUUCUCUGUAUAUUGUUCUCUUUUUCUCUGUCACGGGACUACACACAGUCUGGGGCACUGGCUAAUAAAUCCGUUGUUCCUCUUCCCUCUGCUCUGUCCGUGACCUCCCGUCUUCUGUCUACUUUAUUCUCCAUCCCUCCCACUCCCUUGCCUUCUCCUCUUCUUCCUUCUCCUUCCCCAUUUCUUUCCUACCUCUCCCCUUUCUUUCCUGCAUGUUCUCUCUCUCCUUAUCCCCUUUCCUUCUACAAUCAUUUUUAUAAAGUGAUUAAUGUUUUGGCUAGAGAGCCAGUGACAGGUCCUGCUGAGACACUAGGUAUGUAAGAACACGUAGUAUACAAGUAUGGGGAUCUAAGUUCAAAUCCUUAGCACCCACAGAAACAUUUUUUACUUGUUCCUCUGAUCCCUGCACUGUGGGAGGCAAAGACUAGCUCAUCACUGGGUCUUGUGGACUACCAGUUUACCUUCAGGUUCAGUGAGAGAUUCUGUCUGAAGGGAAUAAGGCAGGGGAGUUACAGAAUGGGACACCUGGCUUUAUUCCUGGACUUUUGUGUGUGCCAUGGGUACAUGCACACCCCUGCCCCACAAUGAUUCAGUGAUGACUUAGACGGAAUAUGGUUAUCAAUGGUUUCCAUCAAUGGUUCCCACCUAUGAUCAUUUUAAGUAUUCCUUAGAUUGAUACUGAGUGUGUGUGUGUGUGUGUGUGUGUGUGUGUGUGUGUGUGUGUGUUAUAUACUUGUUCAUAUCUUCAUAUGUAUGUAGCUAUGCAUGCAGGUGUUACCUUGGUGUUUCAACCAUUUAUUAAGCAAGGAGCUUCCAUAGACAUCUUCUCAACACCAUAACACUAAUAACAUUAUGUCACCAGGGGGCAUUUGUGUAGAGAGCUGCCCCAGUUGGAGGCUGAGGCCAUCUGACUCUAUUAAGCACAUACUUGUGCUGGGCACCAGCCAUGCACCCAUGAGCAUUCUUAGCACAGCCUGUCAAUGCCAUGCUUGAGCGUGACAAUGGAAGCACAGGACGGUGAGAUGAACUGUCCAAGGUCACCUUUGGAAGGCACCCUGCGGAAAGUCAUCUAGGAAUCUGAUGGUUACUGGCGGAGUGUGUAUUUUGUGUAGUAUAUAUUCAGUGUCGGGGUAUUCUAGAAUAUUCCAAGGAAUGAAUGAGACAAAGACUAAUUCUCUGAAGGGUUGGACACACACCCAUUACUGCUAUUCAGCAUAACGGGAGUUGUAAGUAAGAAAAGGGCCAGGCCCAAGUGAACUACAGAGUUACAGGAGAGAGGAGUCCGGGGAGGCUUUCUGAAAGAGGAGCAGCUGCCUUGUAAGGCCCUGAGCCAGGGUUUGACAGGCAGGUGGAGUGUAGAGAGCCUUGGCAGAGGGAGGGACCAGAGUAUGCAAAGGUGUGGACUUGGCAGUGGAGAAAUCAGGAAGGAAAUGCAAAUGCUCUGGAGGUGACAUCUGGAUGGGGCUGGAGAAGUAGGAGGAGCCAGGUCAGGUAGGACCUGGUCUGGGUCUGUCCGUGAGGGGAAACUAUAUAUCCUAGCUUACUUUCUCACUUAACCGGGCAGUUAGCAUGUUCCAGCCUUGGUGCUAGGGCUUCACGGUGUGUAUUUUGGGCGUGUUGGGCAUGCAUACAGAUGAUGCACAUUUGACUUGUGCCGAGAUAGAAGGAAGACCAGAAUAGAGUUGUAUAGUGAGAUAACAAGCAGCCAGCAAGGGAGUCUGUCUUAGAGGACGUGUGUGUGGAUCGGAGGAGGGGAGUCAAUGGAGAGAGCAGUUGGUAAGGCUGUUGGCAGGGGUGGGAAGGGCCUAAGGUCCAGAGGCACGAUGCAGUGGUGUGUCCGUGUGAGGACAGCAGUGACCAAAAGUAGAGAUGAGGAGUUGGGGGACACCCUGGGGACCAAUCUCCAUAAAGAGAGAUGGAACUGAAGAAGAGGAUGAGACCCCACAAAGUUCAGGAUUCUAACAGAUAGAGUCCCACCAUCCUGCCCAAGAGCGACCUGGGAAACGGCCCCAGAAAGCACAGGAGCACACAGCACUAGGACUCUUUCUCCAGUCACUGCUCUCCCACGAGCCACAUGGUACCAUAGGUGCAGGCUUCAGUGAGCACCACUGUUUGAGCAGCUAUUGCGUGUAUCUGCACAUACUUGCCCAGUGAGUCCUGUAUUCCUGCACAGCUAGGACUGAACACCAAGAGACCUGGCCUUGGCCUAGGAAGAGUAAUUAAAGUAGGAUCAGUCUGGCCUGCCCUGUGGUGAUGUCAGUGCAAAGCUCCCAGCACGGAGGCCUCUGGCUGGGGCUGGACUUGUUUCCUGAGGCCUGGCACUCUGCCUGUCUUGUCUGCACAAGCCAGGCUCUCUCUAGCCAGAUGGAGGCCAGUCCCUUCUAUCACCUGACCAUGGUGUACUGGGGCCAUGCAGCCGCCGCCAUUGCAUACACAAGGUGCCCGUUUCCAGUUUCCUAGAAGGCAGGAAGGGAAAUGAUGCUCAAAGAGGCCCAGGAACGUGUCCAUGGACUGUAGGAUAGACUCGGGCUCUACCCCAGCUCCGUGGUCUCUGCGCCUCUGAUCUUUCUGAGGUUAUUCUGUUCUUUCAGUUGUGCGAAUCAUGUUUUCCAUGUUCCCAUGCUUAUGGCUGAGUACUAUACCCAUCUCAGAUUUAAGCAUCAAAGUCCCGACCUCCACUCUUCCUGUUCAGAGGGCCAUAGGGAGGGGUUGUGUGAAGUGAGCUGAUAAGGACAGACCUCCUAUGAGGAUAGAAGAAGAGGGACCAGAGUUUCGCCUAUUCCGUCCUUUGCAUAUAUAAUAGGAGGGGACAGAAAGAGAAGCCCUCACUAGGAACCAAACCAGCCAUUGAUUUGGUUUCCACUCUUGAGUGUCUAGACAUCACUGUUAUUUAUGCUCCCACUUUAGGGUGUUUUACUAAAGCACCCCUAGCUGGCUAAGAUAACAAGCACAUAGUGCCUUACCACUUGGAGACAAUAUCUCUCCCAGCAGUGCUGAGUGCUGGCCAUUUCGGCCAUCUGGCUUCUCCAUCCAGGGUCUGGUCUCUUUAAUCUCUUACGGUCUAGCACAUUUCCUCCACGGGGGUGUUGAGCGAGGCCUGCAGGGAAUGUGCUUCCUAACACUGGACUCUAGUCCUGUGGCUGGGCCUGGUCUAUGGCCUCCUAGCCUUCUCUGUAUGCUACUUGAGGCACCCUGCUCCCACCAAACCCCUCUUUGCUUGGGUCACAUGGCUGUAUCUGUUGCUUUCACUGCAAUGGGAGGCUGGCAGCAGCCAUAGGCGGGGCACCACCAAGCUAUGCUUGCUUAAUUGUCAGAUGAUCACCUGUUGCAAGUGAGGUGCCAGGCAUGUGUAAUCUGUGAAGAAUGUGGAACCGGCAUCAAGGCAGAGGGAUAUGAAAUAAAAAAGAAAAGAAAGGAAAACAAUUACAAACCUAAGCCCUCCAACAAAACGUGAGGUUUGGAGGCCAGAGGUCAGGCUGCUUUGACCUCCGGGGGCUUGUCUUGAGUGGCAGAGAUGCUGCUUUGGCUUAACAUUGACUACUUGUAAGUCACGGAGACAGACACAACCUUAGAGAGGAGAGGGCCAUUUUGGCUCAGAGAGAGUUGAGUUCAGCUCGUCACAAAGGGUGGGGCAGGUGAGAGUGAAAUGUACGUUCACAUCAAGGCUCCAGCAAAGACUCUCAGCUACAGACGUGCCCUUCGUGGGCCUUCUCCGUGACUCCCAUCUGCCCAUUUUCCAAGUAAUUCAAGGGGAUAAUAGCUACUACUAUCCCCUGUCAUUCUGCAGACGAGGAGACCAAGAGGUAACUAGUUCUCGGUUACAGGAAAGUGCUCAGCCCCAUGUCUUUCCUCUUUCCGGGUCCCAUGGGUGUAACAAGUGGAGUGUAACAGGGAUGGCGAUUUCAAGCUGAACUGCAGGGUAUGACACUGUGGCCCCCAGUUACAGUCCCUCCCUCUAGUCUGCAUGGAUUGGGCUUAGAAACUCAAGUCACAGCCUCAUCAUAAACUCAGUUGAAGCCUCCCUAUGAAGAAGGAGCCUUCAAGGGACCGUUGUCUUAGCACUGAUCAUGGCUCUCACCAGCUGCUGGAGAUGUGCUGGUCUCUACUCAACACCAGAUGGAUCAAGAAUUAGUUCAUUAUCAGAUCUAGUCUGAGACACUGAGUUUAAAGGCAACCAUGGGACCAUGAUACAGCAAAGCCAUUCUUAAAAUGAUAUAAGAACGUGUGCAUGGUUUUCAAGAUCCAAGUCCUUGGUGCAUAGUGGACACUAAACAAAUAUCUAUUACCUAUCCAGAUAAAACAGGUUCCAAAAUAACAACAUGCAUCAUUAUAGGUAUGACAUAACGGAACAAGUCAGUAUAUUAACCAAGAUAGUUUUCCCCAUUUGACAACAAAGUUAACAAUAAUGAGAGAACAGAGUUUAUUAUCUAAAUAACUAAAUGUCCAAAAGCAUCAUGGGGUUAAGGAAUGGUUUGAUCUACCCCUGCCAGUGUUAGCAUUACACGAGGGUGCAUUAUACAACCUACCUGUUUGAAGUCUGCUGAGUGGCUUGGUCAAGGGUAAUAUUUUACAGACACAUCAUCUGGUUUGAAAUGGAAAGGGUUCACAGAUUUCCCAGAUUUUCUGCAACAUGGAGAUGGGCAGAGUUAAAGAACAUUGCGAGGCAAGGACGUUUCUCACUCUCUUCACCUCAGAGAAGUCACUGGAGCUCACCAAGAAGCCAGAGUAGAAUUUCUGCCCUGUUUAUAGCUUGGUAUUGUCAGAAAUCCCAAAUGUGCAAAAAUGGAUGGCUGCAUGUUGUAGCCAUGGGAACUAAUAAACAUAAUAAUCGUGGUGAUUUAAAAAAUAGGAGUCUAGGCUGAUUCAUUCACAUAUUCAUCUGUACCCAUAUCUAUAUCCAUAUGGAUGUAUAUCUCUCUCUCCGAAUAAGCAAUGCCAACAGCAGCAGCGUUGAGAGUGUUUGUGGGCAUGCACGUUAUGUGCAAGUACAUGCAUAUGGAUAGGAGAGGUCAACAUCAGGUGCCAUUCCUCAGGCAACUUCCCUCUUAUAUUUUGAGACAGGGUAUGUUACUGGCACUGGGGAUUCACUAGGAAGGCUGAUCAGUGAGUCUCAGGGAUCUCCCUGUCUCCCCUGUUCAAUGCUGGGAUUAAAAGUGCACACAUGUGACGUUUUCACAUAGGUUUAGGAUCAAACGCUGCUCCCCAUGCUUCAGAGUAAAGAUUUUAUAUGCUGAGUGAUCUCCCAGACCGACAACAUAUUUGUAUACCUGUAGCCAUGCGUUUCCCCUGGAGGUCCCUUCUUAUUCCUUGAUAGUUUCCUCUUAUUUCUCUCAGCCUCUGUCUCUGUCUGUCUCUGUCUCUGUCUCUCUGUGUCUGUCUGUCUGUCUGUCUGUCUCUGUCUCUCUCUCUGUGUGUGUGUUUGUCUCUUUCUCUCUCUGCAUGUGUGUGUGUCUGUCUGUCUCUGUCUCUCUCUGUACAUGUGUAUGUGUGUGUGUGUGUCUGUCUGUCUCUCUGUCUCUUAAAGGAUUGUCUGACUGAGAGAAGAUGUAAUUCUUGGCUUUCUGGGUCUUGGCUUAUCUGACUUAACAGAUGGUCUUCCUUUUCAUCCAUUUUCCUGUAAAUGACGUUAUUUUGUUCUUCUUAAUGGGUGAAUAAUAUUUCACUAUAUCAUAUAUUUUAUUCAAUCAUUCAUCCAUAGAUGGGCAACUAGGCAAUUACAUACCUUGGCAAUAGUGCUCUGAUAAGCAGGUAUAUAUACAUAUAUAUGUAUAUAUCUCAAUUGUAAGUGGCACUGAUAUCUCUGGGUAUAAAGUAAGGAGGAUAGAGUAGUGGUUCUAUUUUUAGUCUUUCUGAGGAAUCUCCAUAAUGAUUUCCUUAGUGGCUGCACUAAUUAAUAUUCCUGUCAGUGAUACCUAAGGCUUCCUUCUCUUCUCUCACCUCAUCUUUGCCAACUGAAGAUCUCCUAAAAUUCCAGGUCCCAGAGCUGUGAACAUCCCACAUCAAGCAAAUUACGAUUGCUUGGGUGGGACUGAGUCAUUACUCUGAAGCUUCCAGGAAAUCUCGAUGUAGACUCUUUUGGAAAUUACUGGUCUCAGCAUCCAUUAUCAGGUGGGCAAAUAGCUACGUUAUGAUUUACUAAUACAGUGAAUUACCUUGCAGUGAUUGUAGUGGCUGGACUGUGCCAGGAGACAUGAACAAAGUGUUUUCUGCAGCAGUAUUCAUAAAAGCCCCACAUGGGAAGCCACCCAAACAUCCAUCUCUCUCGGAAUGGGUAAAUAGACUGCAUUGUAAACACAAAAUGGAGUACCAUGGAUCAGCCAGAACGAACAGCUACAACCGUACGUACGAACGAUUUGUAUGUCUCGCAAACAUACCUGGAGGUAAAAGGAGACACCAAAGUGUGCGUGCUGUACAUCUUAGGCUAUGUGAAAGCCAGGAAAAGGGAGUCUGUAAACAUCUCUGCCAAGAGCCCGAGAGUGAGUGUUGUGGGUUCAUAAGCAGUGUGGCGCCAUGUAGCUGCUUAGCCCUGCAAACACAGCCAUCGAGGAGGGACAAAUGAGUGAGUGGCUGCGCUCCAGUCAAACUUUAUUCAUAAGCUCAGGAGGGGCAUGGGCUGGACCCACCACUCCUGCUGUACUGCUAUUUGCUGCUCUGUAUUCAGCAGCAAUGGGCUCAUGGUGAAAGUUCUGUGUAACUCAUCAUCAGGUGCUAUAGCUUCUGGGACCCCGGAAAUGAGUUAAAAUCCCUGGGUACUGAUUAUUCACUCUGUUGACGUCGCUGUGCAUUUGUGAAAUGUGAGCUUUUCCCACAUGUUCUCCAACGCUUGCUUUACAAGAAACGGAAUGAGUGAGCUAGAGUAGAGACUCUGGCAACUAUAUUAAAACGUAAAACAUUAAAAACAUACAACAAAUUGCUGAGGGACCAUAAGGUAGAUUAUGUUAUGGUUAAAAAGAUAUAUAUGAGAACAAUCACCACCAAGUUUAGGGAAGUGGGAUCUUGGGAUCUAGAAUGAGGAAGGAAACUGGAAUUGGGAGUGGACAUGGGCUUGAUUGGUGAAAUGUAUUCACUUACUUGUGCCACUGGGACUUGAACACAGAACUCUCGGUGUGCUAGAUAAGUGUUCAACCAUUGACCUACAUCUCCAAUCCUCUUUACUUGUCUGGAAAUUUGAGACAAAGUCUCACUCAGCUGUCCAUUUGACCUUGAACUCACUCUAGUCUAGAUUAAUCUUGAACAUGUGGUUCUCCUGCCUUGGUUUCCUCAGUAGGUGGGGCUAGCAGUCUUAGCCACUAGGCUCGGCUGAUCUUUUACUUGCUAAGGUCAGUGAGUCACAGACAGGCUAGGCUUCACUAAGUUGCUCUUCUCAAGUGAGUGAGGUGGCUGUUCUCCAAUAAAACUUUAUUCAUAAGGACAGGUGGCAUUUUCCUCCAUGUGUCAAAGAUCUUAGUCAUAACAGCAGAAAGCAUACCUAUGUCCUGUGUGUGUGUGUGUGCGCACGUGCGUGUGUGAGUGAGUGCGUGCAUGCGUGUUAACAUGGACUCAGAAUAAUACAAGUCCGUGUGGAUGAAGACUUGAUGCACAGAGGGUUCUCAUGGGAUAUUUGCUGAUAAACAAACAAAAUGUUCCUCCCUGGGGCAGUCAAAGAUUGAUGAAGGAGUACAGGCUGCAUAGUAGCAGAAACAGGGCCUCUCUGUUAGUGGAGUCAUGACAGGCAACUUGGACACUGCCAAGGCUUCCCUCUUUCCCCAGUUCUUAAGACAUGAUCAUUUUUGUCUCUGUGUUUGGCAUGUAUGUGUGCAUGCAUGUUUGCAUGCUUGUAGGUACAUGUGUUGGGUGGGUUGCAUGUACUUGUGUACAUACAGGCUGUAGGAAUUUGUCAGAAGUCUGCCAUCAUGUUAGUUGAAGCAGGCCCAUCAGUUGAUCCAGAGCUGGCCAAUACAAUUAGUCUGGCUAGCUGCUUACUUUGGUGACCCUACAGGUUGGCCAAUCUACCUGCCUGGAGUAUUGGCUAUCAGGGCCGACUGUGUGAACUUUGGAGGUUUGAACUCCAGGACUCAUGCUUGCUCAGUAAAUGCUUUAACCAAGCCAUCUCCCCAACCCAGGACAUGAUUACUUCACAGCCUAAAUGAUAGGUCUAAAAUCUUGGGGGCAGAUAUUUCAAAGAUGGUGCUUGCUGCUCGUGCUUGACCUUCAAAAGGUCAAUGUGAGAAGGCUGUAGGGGCCCCUUUUGCUCAUUGGUUCUACAGGGCUGUCUAGAAAAUCCCCACGCCUCUGUCAGCAGCCAGGCAAGCUGAGAUCACUCCUGAUCACAGACAGGGAAGAGGCCAUGUGAGAGACAGAGGCUGUGCCUUGCAGGGUUUGAGAGGCGGGCAAAAACCCGGCUGUCUGUUGGCUGACUUCCCAGACUGGGAUGGAAGAAAGGUCUUCCCAUGAAGCAUGAGUCAGCCCCUGAAGCUCGGGUAGGGGAAGGGAGGGAGGGGAGCCUCAUUUGGUGCAUAAUUGGGGAGGCAGGCUUCCUUCCUUUGCUCUGGAAAUGAUGUUGCUUAAAAAAUUCAUGAAUCCCCUUACUCACGCUGGGCUGUCGUGUAGAUCAUUGCCUCCCAGGAGCCCAAGCACCAGGGGACCUGCUUGGUGCCCUGUUAUUUAUUUAUUUUUUACUUUCAUAAUUAUCGAUGCCAUUAUCAUUGUCUGGAUCUGUGAAGCAAUUAAUCAAAGCAGCCGAAAUGGGAAGAAUCUUAGGAGGAAUGGAGAGGAAGCCAGUGUUUGCAGACUUCCUCUCUCCUUUCUGGCUCAGUGUUCAGCUCAGUUUUAGUUGGACCCGUGGGGUUAUUUCUAUUAGCUUUUUCUUUAGAGAGUUGUCUCAUGGAUUCUAGGCAUAGUUUUGCAUUAUAUUUAGCUUACUUAUUCCAUAAAGCAGCUUGAGUUCUUCUCUGCCAGACACUAUUCUAGACGCUGGGGAUAUGGUUGUAAAUAAAUUGUGUGUGAGUGUGUGAGUGUGUGCACGCGCACUCAUGAAAGUUUGUGUGCCAGUGUGCGUGCACAGGCGUACAUGUGUAAGUGUGAGCAUGCAUGUAUGUGAAUACAUGUGUUCAUGUGUGUGUUACUCUGUGUGUGUGUAUUAUGUAUGCCCACAUGGAAGUUUGUGUGUGCCAGUGUGUGUGCACAUGUGUACAUGUGUAAGUGUGAACAUGAAUGCAUGUGAGUACAUUUGUUUGUGUGUAUGUGUAAGUGUGUGUGUGUGUGUGAGAGAGAGAGAGAGAGAGAGAGAGAGAGAGAGAGAAGUGGAUAAUGAUGUAAACUAAUAAGUAAUUAUGAAUACUUUUACUAGUUUUAAGCACUGGCAUUGGAAAGGUAGGGAGUUUAGGGAAGAUGCCUGGAAGAAGUUCUCUGAAUUAGAACAUGUCUGUUAAGAAGAAAUGCAGUAAAAGAGUGGAAGAGCAUUCCAGCCAUGGGAAGCCAUUGGUCCAAAGGGCUCGAGGCAGGAAAAACAUACAAGUUCUAAAGCUGCAUAGAAAGCCAGGGUAGUAAGGACUAGAUGACUGUGAGUUGUAAUGACACCCAAUGAAGUGAAGAUGCCAGAAGGAGGAUGCAGAGAAAAAUCCUACAGACCCCAGGAAGGAGUUGAGCUGGUCCUCUAAGUUAGCUGUGCUCAGUAGAAGUUUCCAUGGUGAUGAGAAUACACUACAUCUGUUCUGUUUAAUGUGGCAGCUACUAAUUAUAUACGGUUGUUGGUCAAUGGAUACCUGAUGAGUGCAGCUUAGAAAAUGAAUUGUUUAUUUCAUUUAAUGUUAAUUAAUUCCAAGUUAAACUUGAACAACUGUAUGUAGCCAUUGGCUGUCAGGUAGAAUAGUGAGCACAGCAGUAAGUGAUCCAGGAAACAGUGAGGAGCUUGGGAGAGUGCAUUGGAUUGUCUGUGACUGGAGAAUAGAUUUUACAGCAGCAGUAGAUGCAGGAGUAACACCCUCCUGACUGCCCCCUGCCGGAAAACCCCCAUUCUCCCCAGUAACACCCCCUGAUGAUCCCCCCUCCCCUCCCCUGUGUAAUACCCCCUGGCCCCCCUCCCCCACACACCACAUAAGAAGAUAAAGACUCAUUCUGUCUGAAGAGUGCUCAGCCCUAAAUGGAACAUCUAGAUCCUCCUCUCACUUCAAGUGUCAGGGAAUGUUUCAGAAAUACAGCAGAAGAUUGGUUUUAGGGGACUGCUGGGAAAUGGUGUCUUGUGAACAGAAUUGGGCUACUGCAGUCAGAAACUCCCAGCAGCUGUGGCUGCCUGCACAGGACCUGACCAGAGGGACAUGGUGGUUUCAGCACAGAGCCUUCUCAGUAACUGGGCAUGGAGAGAUCUGAAAGAAGAAAAGAGUGGAAAGUAAACAGACCUCUCCAUGCCCACCAAGGGCUACAGAUGCUGGGGAAGGCUGUGAGUUGAAUAACUUGCAUAUGUGUAAAACACUGGAUUUUACAAGCACUUCACCUACAAAUGACUGAUUCCUGGGCAAUUUUGAGACAUCAACGUUGCUGCUGAGAUCCUUCUGUGACAGGGUGGUGGCAUUGAUUUGGAUCCAGGGAUAAAAAGCUGAACUAGGACUUUGGUUUUGCGUAUUCUGCUGUCUCUUUCCCUGACAGUUGGCUCUAUAGAUGUGGGAAAAGCUCUUCUUUUGUCCAGAUACUAGUUGGGUGGUUGCUAAUCUUCAAACACUUUUAUGGACUGCAGCAUGAGCCUGCUCUUACUUUCCUACAAGGACCCAGAAAGAACCCUGAAAAGGAUUACAGGUCAGUUCUCAACCCUCCUAAUGCUAUGACCCUUUAACACAGUUCCUUGUGUUGUCCUGAUCCCCCAACCAUUAAAUUAUUUGUGUUCCUAUUUCAUAGCUUUAUUGUGAAUCAUAAUGUAAAUAUCUAUGUUUUCCAAUGGUCUUAGGUGACCCCUGUGAAAGGAUCAUUUGACCACCAAAAGGGUCAUCACCCACAGGUUGAGAACCACUGGUCUAGGCGGAAGCUCUUUAGUAUGAUGGUGGGGAUUUGUUGAUGUUAAGUAAUAGAAACUCAACAUUGGCCAUUCUUAGGAGCUAAAGAGCAUGACCUGGACAGGACUGGGUCAGGGGAGCUCCUUGGACCCUGUAGCAAACAGUGAACCUCUGUCUGGUCUCAGUCCUUGUACUCAAAUGUCUGGGGCUGAUAUUACGGGGCAGAGGCAUGUCCUUCUACAAGCUUCUACAACUCCUUGGCCAGGUGAGAGCAGUCAGUCUUAAUUGAUUUAUCUACUGAAGUACUACUCAGUGGAAGAGAGAUAUUUAACAAAAGGAAACCUGACCAAAAAUGGGGGCAUGGAGACUAUGCAGGCAAGAGUGAUCUUGGUCUCCUGGAAAUAGUUUAUACUUCUUGAAAAUUAAGAAAGUAGUUCACGAAUAUACAAUUCCUACUGAUUUCCAGUUCUAAGCGAAGUCUCCUAGCCACAGCUAUUCACAGAGAUUUUUAGGUCAUUCCACGUACAAAAUUAUUUACUAUCUAUAUUUUCAUAGCUCAACUCAAAUCUGUUCAUAUCUAAUAUUUCUGUAUUUGUAUUUAUCUGUGUCUAUGUCAUCUAUAACUAUCUGGAUCUAUACAUAUAGAUUUACAUUAAAAAUUUUGGGUUGCUAUAAAGUUUGUUGAGAUUCCAACAUUUGUGUCUUGUUAGCCAAAUAUGCAAAAUAUUUACAUCCAUCCAUAUAAUAAGUAUUCGUUAAAUGUCCUUGUGAGCAGACACUGUACUCACUGUUAUGAAUCAAAAGUCAUAUAUAUAUAUGUACAUAUAUAUAUAUAAAAUAUGUUUCUCAGCUCAGGAUCAAGUGUGUACUGUCUCUUUACUGAUAACUUGCACUAAAAUUGGGCCUAAUACAAGAGAGAUGUGAAAGAUGUGUUAGUUCUUCAAGUAUAUUUAUCAAAACUUCAAGAACAAAAUGUCAUUGUGCACUCAGAUAAGAGUUAUUGACUCUAUUAGCAUGAUUUGAUUUAUGGAAGUCAUGUGUUUAAGGAUUAAGUAGGUGAUAACGACCAGGGAAAAUAUUAGCUGACAGACAAAAGAGUGGACCAUGGACAGGACUGCUCUCCGUGGGUCAGAGAACAGAUGUGAGGGUUUUGAGUGGGUGGGGGAGGAGCAGGCAAGGGAUGAGUGAUGAUCCAUUAAGGUUCUGGUUACUGGUGAAGGAUAGGAAGGCAUACUCUGUGGCCUAAGUAAUAAAGAAGGGCGAGAGAUUCAUUUAGUGGCACAGUGUUUUUGUCAGUAAACAUUAGAUAGAAAUUUACAUUUACAUUUUAAUUCUUUACUAAAUCUGACAGUUCAGAGAAUCCCAACUAACCACCGUUUUACUGUGGGUCACAAUUAGUUUCACUUAGCAACACAUUGGAGCCAAUCACUAGUUGCUGACCCAUCUCAAAUUUCCACUCAUUGCUUUAGCAAGAGAAACUCAUUAACUUUUACAGAAGAUGGUCCUUCAGAUUUCCAAACCUAGAAGAGUUUGACAUUGAAUGUUCUGUGUGUAUGUGUAUGCUCACGAGUGUAUGUGCAUGUACAUGCGUGUGACAUGUGUACAUACAUGUGUGUACACAUGCGUGUGUGCAUGUCUAUGUGUGUGUUCAUGAUUAUGCACGUUUGUGUGCAUGUGUAUGAGUUUGUGUGUGUGUGUAUGAGUAUUAUGUGUAUGUGCAUGUGCAUGUGUUUGUGUGUGUAGGCCAGAGAUAAUGUCAGGUGUAUUUCUCAAACAUUUUCCACUUAACUUUUCUGAAUCAGAGUCUCGCAAUCAACUAGAUCUUAUUGCUUUGACUAGCCUGGAUGGCCAGCAAACACCAGGGGUCCUCCUGCUCAUGUCUCUUAGUACUGGGAUUACAGACACACAUGGCUAUAUGCCUUUUUACAUGACUUCUGGGGGCUGAACGCAGGUCUUUACACUUGUGUGACAAGCAUUCUACUGAUAGCCAUUCCCUAACACCUUUCAUAAGAGAAUCUUACUCUGGUAAGUACUCCUGCAUGUAAUUACUCCUGAUGGAAACUGGGAGCGAUGCUUAAAUCCUCCAACAUUAAGGUAUGUUUGAUAUUCGGACCAAACUGCUUGGUCCAUUUUCAGGAUGUCCCUCAGGCAUUCCAAGUGUUCUGAGUGUACCUACGACCUCCCAAUUCUUUUGUUUCAAUGAAACUCAGCAAAAUUUUAUUUUUUCAGAGUGAGACUGGCCAGAUUUCAGGCAUGGCUCUGCCUUGAAUGUCACCUUGAACGGGAAAAGUAAAAUGACACUGUGGACAUGGGCAGAUGCAGUUGGGACUUGGUGGAGGCCCAGAGGUAGGCCUUUAGUUAGAGAUAGGACUGAGGAUAAAGAUGAGGCUGUACGACUUCCGCAGAGGAGGAAGUGUCGGGAGAAGAGAAGACACGGCAAGCAGACAGUAUACCAGACAUUUUUUUCCCAUGCAGUUAAACAUAACUGCAACUUGCUGUUUCUGAUGACGUAUGGGUUCAUGCCUUUAAGAGCGACUGCCCCAGGCAGGGCAUUCUUGUCCUUUUUCUUGAAGAUUGAAUGUACUUAUGAUAUAGUGGAGACUGCAGUGGCUUGAGUUGUGGAUGGAUGAUAGUGGCUUUUGAGUAAGUAGACAUGGAAGAAAUGGCCGUGUUCUCAGAGCUCACAACAGAAGCCUUCAUGCUGCACAGCACACAGAUGAGCUUGGGAAACCAGGGGAAGAUUCAGGGAAACUGACACUAAAACUUAGUUGUGAAGAUGGAGAGGAAGUUGAGUGGACGAAUAAGAUGAGGGCAGAGGUGGGACCUUUGUAGAGGGACCACAUGGUGAGGAGACAGAUGACAAAGAAGCAGGGGACGGUGGUAACAAUGUAACUGCUGGAAACAAGCAGAUGUCAUGGUGGCAUAAGCUGCUCUCCAGAAAUAGAGUGGAAUCCUGCUCGGUGUCUGCACCUAGACCACAGCAUCAUUGACUGUCACUAACGGUGGCUAGAGCUCCUUGGACCACUCGCUAUUCAUUCUGGUAGACUGAUCUGAGAGAUGUGGCCUUAACAAGACUUACCUCGCAGAGGGAACAUGGCCUAAGAACUCAAGCGGGACUGUAACCGACGCAUGUGCAUUAUUUGAAGCACUCAGAACUCAAUUAUACUCCACACGGUAAAUAAUGUUAUGAACCUGUCAGUUUGUAUCCAAACCCCAAACCAAAGGCCAACAGUGAGAAUUACCGCUACGUAAAGUUCUCAUAAACAACCACUAAGACCAGUUCCUGUUUCCAGGAUAAUCCACUUAACGUCUACUGUAAAUGAUGUCAUCAGGAGCUUGGAAGAGAUUUCUAACCUUCAGUUAUAGUUUGAAGUCAGCGUAAUAUGCUUGUUCUUCCCUAAGAACCAAACAUAUAAGAAAGUGAGGAAUUCUGUAAUAAUUUUUUUCUUCAAAACUGUAUUCACUGGAAUAUAACAAUGUUUUCAAGUCCCACACUGUGUUGGGUCUCCUGACCCCGCCCUCUCCUUUCCUGUGUCAGCAGCUCCUUCUUCAAGUUGGGUCUAGGCUGCCGGUGCACCCUCUCUGCCUGUCUUUCUGUGUUUAAUUCUUCCCACCGUGGUCUAAGUAAUUCUCUCUUAUUUCAUAAGGUUUUGGAAUGGCUGCUGUAUUCAAGACAGCACUCUAGGAGGUUUGUUUUAUUAUUUUAUUUUGUGUCUUAGGCAUAUAAAAUUGGAUUGGCCAUAAUUGUUCGUGUCUAACUCCCGUGUUCUGUGCAGUAUUUACUUCUGUCUAAUUGAUUGUGCUUACCAGUUAGAGUCCCACGCACCGACGCAGUAAGGAUGGCAAAGCCCAAACUGUAAUAAUAUUCUGCGUCUCACACAAGGCUCGCCACCAAGAGCCAUCCAUCCACUCCCAUCUGAGCACUUGAGCCUCUGUUGCAUUCCCUUUGUCUGUCUUUUAUUAGGGCUGCUUUUGCUCUCUGAAAUGCGUGCACAUCAUCUUUUGGAUUUGCUUGUCUUUCUUUCUCUUCCACUUACUAAAACCCAUCUGUAAUGGCUGUAGCUAUAACGUCACUUAUUCCCACUGUUGGAUAUCCAUCUUAAUUUAUUUCAGUAUGUCUCACGUUUAGCUUCUAAUCCUUGCUUUGCUUUUUAAAAAUUAAGGUUCCUAUCUUCCCUCCCGGCUGUCUCCUGCAUUCUGUUGACAUCCUGUAGACCAACGGGUUUUGAAUUUCAAUAUACAGUCACAUUAUCUAGGGUGUCUCGUGAGACCACAGUGUCCGCCCCAGUGUGCUAUGGGUACAUGUUUUCCUUCCCAGCAAGCUGCGCACGCAUGCUUUCCAAGCGGAGAUGAUGCCGAUGCUACUGGUUCAGGACAACUGAGCAGAGUCUGCCAGCUCUGUGUCUAGGUUUGGGAUGGAGCUGCAUGGGAGGAAACUUGCUUACCUGAGCUUGAUCCUCAGCAUAGUAAAACUGUAUUAAAAACAACAACACAAGGGGUUGGGGAUUUAGCUCAGUGGUAGAGCGCUUGCCUAGGAAGCGCAAGGCCCUGGGUUCGGUUCCCAGCUCCGAAAAAAAAAAAAAGAAACAAAAAAAAAAAAAGAAACAAAAAAAAAAACAACAACACAAAUUCUGUUUUUCAGGUGUAAUUUCUCCUUUUUUUUUUUUUAACUUGGCCUUAAUUAUUACUCUUUAAAAACAGCAUCAACACACUUAGUACAAUUUCUUGCUGGUAUAUUUCCUUUUAUUUAGAUAAUUUAUGCAAAAGUGUGUGUGUGUGUUUGUGUGUGUGUAUGUUUGUGUGUGUGUGUUUGUGUGUGUGUAUGUUUGUGUGUAUGUGUAUGUUUGUGUGUGUGUUUGUGUGUGUGUAUGUUUGUGUGUAUGUGUGUGUGUAUGUUUGUGUGUGUGUUUGUGUGUGUGUAUGUGUUUGUGUGUGUGUGUGUAUGUUUGUGUGUGUGUGUGCGUGCAUGUGUGCACCUGACUGUGUUAAUGUGGAGCUCUAAGAGACUAUUAGACAUUCUACUGUGAUACUCGCAUCCUGACUGCCUUGAGACAGAGUCUCUUCUUGAAUCUGGAGCUAGGAUUGACAGCCAGAAAAUCCCAGAGAUCUUCCUGUCUCUACUCUCUACAGCACUGGGGUUACAUGCAGAUAUGGAGGCACCCCUGGCUUUCUACAUGAAGGUGGGAGAGUUGAACUCAGGUCCUCUCACUGGUGUAGCAAAUGUUCUUACCCACGAAGACAUCUCCACAGCCACUGAAGAGUGUUUUUAAUUUGAAAUUUCUAUGAUGAAUAUCUGAGGUAUUGCUUGUUGGAAAUAUUUCAACAUAGUUAUACGUUUGAAUGGCAGCUUAAAUUGGACAUAAUAUUUUUUCCUACUUUAACCAUUCCCUAAGAUAGAUUCAUGUGUUCUUGCCAUUAUUAUUAUUGCUGAUGAAAUAUGUUCAUUUCCAUUAAAACAACAACAAUGACAACAGCAACAGCAGCAACAACAAUAGCAGCAGCAAUAAUAAUAACAACAACAGCAUCCACAGUAGCAGCAGCAGCCACAAGGACAGCAGCAGCACCACCUUGAUCUGCUUUUUUCCCUGGAAGUUCAUAGAAUUCUGUUUUGUCUUCAAUAAACUCUGCUUUACUCCAGUUAGCCUAGAUAUGCAAUUUUCUUCAUUUCUAGUCUUAGGAACUUUAAAAUAUUGGAGAACUAUUUAUCUGUCUAUUUAGGUACUCAUUCUCCUAAUUUUUUCCUGGGCAUCUGUGGCUGUCUUCUCUUUCAUAUCACUGAGCUCCUAACUUUCUCUCUUGUCAGUUUCCUUCCUUCCUCUUACCUGCCCGUGGGUUACCUCAUUCUUCAGUUCUGUGUAUCCUGAGUCCAGUUAUCCACUACUUGUGAUCUUUCUAUUAACAUUUUCAUUCCUGGAUGCUUAAACUAGAUUCUUUGAAAUUCCUUCUUUUUUAUAUUGUUCAAUCAAAGUAACUUUAAAAAUCUUCACUAAAAGAAUAACUGUCUGAGUCCAUCUGGUCUAAUAAUUUUGCUGUUGUUGGACCCUGUCAUCUGUUGUGCUGUUUUCUCUAGAAAGGUUAAACUUCUCAAAUAUCUUCCACCCUGUGUCUGUGAGCUAAUUUUGGCAGAGUACUCAUUGUGCUAAGGAGGUAACAGACUUAGCUGAUGGUCAGUGUAGAUGGUUAAGGGCAGACUUGUCAAUCUGUCCUAGUGACCCUGGGAAGACAGGAAUGAGUACAAGAAGGCAGAACUCCCCACACUGGCUGCCCAGUCACUCUCAAGCCUCUGUAUCUGCCCUGUUCUAUCCCUCGUAGAGACUGGACAGCAGGGCUUAGCUGCACAUAUAGCACUAUUCUCCCUGGAGUGACAGCGGGCCAGCCUCAAGAAUGAUGUCUUUAGUUUGCUUUCUGGCCUAUUCUUUAUGGUCAGGAUUCUCCAGAUGCCCCAAAAGUCUCUCAUCAGUCCUCAGUCCCCUCAAUCAAUCAUGGUUUCCCAUGUUUUUCUCCAUCUUACUUCCAGUCAACCUAUUCAGAUAUAUCUAUUCCAUUUCCAUUUGACGAGUCACUGUGUUCCCUAGGUCUGUGAUUAAGGCCAGCAAUGGAGCGGGGACCCAGAACCACAGCUAGAGCUCAGGAUCUUGCUCAGAAUUAGUUAGAAAUCCAGAUCUUCAACCUGCUCAUUAUUUGUUGUGGAAUUGUGCCCUGUCCCCUCAAAAUUAUGUAUUACACCCAUAACCCCCUUUAUCUUGCUAUGUGACUUCAUUUGGAGAAAGGGUCGUAAGGAGGCCAUUUAAUUGAAGUGAAGUCAGCCCUGGGUAGGCUUUGCUCAAGUAUGAUUAUCUCCUCUAGUUACCUAAUCUAAUGCACAUGCAUACGGAGAAUGGCUAAAUAGAGAAAUGAGGGCCAUCUGUAAGGCAAGAAGAGAGGCCUGAGACAAGGCAACUGGUGACAGCUUCCUCUGGGCUUCUAGGCCUGGGAAACUGUGAGGAAGUGAGUUUCCAUUGUAUCACCUGGUUGUGCUACUUUGUUACAGCAGAUUGAAUAACUAUUCUUUCUCAAAGAGAGAUGGCUCACCCCUCCCCUGCUGCACAGCUCUCAGUGCUGCCAACACCACUAAGCUGCAUGGGAAGCUCACGGAGUGGACACUAUAGGCCAGAGUCCACAACUGAAAGGUUAGAUUCAGCUGUUCAACAGGGCAGCCAACUACCUCCUGUAACAAUUGAAAUUGAAAUUGAUUAAAUUAGAUAGAAUUAAAGAUUCAAUUUCUGAGUCACGACAGCCAAAUGCCAAGUAUUUAGUUUGUGGCUGCUGUGUUGGACAGAGCUGAUUAGAGCCUUUCCAUCACAGCAGAAUGUCCUGAUGGGCAGCAGCUCAUUGGAUCGUCUUGCCACUCAAGAGAACCACCUCUCCUUUCUGAGCACAGACUGUCACUCACAGUGUGGCCCUGGCUUACCUUUUAAGCCUUACUUUCUGGUGUUCUCUUCAUAAGCCCUUAUCUUCUGAUUUUAACCAGUACCCCAGAGUCCCUCACUGAGGCACACACUAGAACCCUGUGUGCAUAUAUGCUUAUCUGUCAGACACAGCUCCUGUGUCUCCCUUAACUUUCUAGGCUAGACAGGGCACCCCCUUCUGUAAUAUGUUUUUCACUUUCUUGCAUUGUUUGCAGCAUUUGCCCUGAUGUUGUGAUGGCUUCCCCCAAGUAUGUAUCCGGCAGGGUGAUCUCUUGUUGUAAGUUCUUCUUCCCCAGUGAAUCACUGACACUUGGGAAGGUAUGCUAUACACGAACAAAUGCACGAUCAAGCUGCUCUCGCCCUAUACCCGGCCUGUUCCAUUCUCACAGAAGAAGGGGUGAAGAGGUAGUCGGUCUCUUUAAAAUUCUGCAUCAAAGAUUGAUGUAAUAGCUUAGCAGGUAAAGGAGCCUGUGGCCAAGUCCAACUACCCAAGUUCAAUCUUGACAUCUCAUGUGGUUGGACGAGAGAUGUGUUCAGAGAGAUGACCUCUGUCUUUCACAUGGGCACCAUGAUAUGUGCCCUGUCACUGCUAAAUAAAAUUUAGUUAUGAACUUGAACCAAAAGAUAUCAACAGUCUUGCCAGGUGCACAGGUGCUGAUGGAUAAUGGUGGGCUCUAGUCCAAUGUAUUAGCGUCCUUUGGAUAUUACUUAGAAGCAAAUUGAAGAAGGUCAUUUUGCUGUUUUGCAAGUCUACUGAGGCAGGACAGAGCCACACACAGUGACCUUCAGACAGACAGACAGACAGACAUGUACACAGGAGUGGGAAGCUGAGAGAUCCAGAAACAGCACAUGGGGACAGGGCCAAGGGUGGAACUUUGGAUGGUUGAAUCCCAGCUCUGUGUCUGACUAGCUGUGUGAACUUGGAAUUUUCUUUAAUUUCCCAGAGCUUUGGCUUUUGCAUUUGAAAAAUGGGCAGGUUAGUAUUUUAGAAGCUUCUCACGGAUGUAGCAUAGUUUCUAAUACACAAUGGGGCCCUCAGUAAAUAAUAUGCUGUAUGUGGAACCAAUCGCUUGAACCCUUAGCUCCCUGGCUACUGCCUAUGAAACUCUGGUCUCUAGAUUAAACAUGUUCAAAAAGAAUCCCCUUGGUUGGGAGCCUUAUCUCUUUAUCUUGUAACCAAAUGGUGCUUGAUUGAUGAUUAAUAGUGUUGAUUGUAGCCAUUGGCUCCUGUUCAGACCCUUAUGUGGUUUCCUACUCUACUUGUUACUGAUAUAUGUAUUUUAUUGAAACAUCUGAUAAUUAACAUAGAUUCUAGACUUUUAUUCCACGUGGGGAUCCCACAUGGAAUUUGGUAUGCUUCCCGGCUUUUCCAGUCUGAGACCCCUGGCCUCCCAACCAAUUUCCCCUUGUCAAUCCAUCAUUCACACAGAAAUGUACUUCUCUUUAAGCAUCCUAGCACCUAGCAAAUUAACAGAGGUAUACUGUGCAGCAGAGAGAAAUGAGAGACAUAUUCAGGAUCUGUAGCAGCAAACAUCAGAGUCUCUGAAUUGUUUUCAGUCAUGCUUCUUAUAGAGACUCUUACAUGAAACCUCAGCUGCCUUUUAUUUUGCCCCCCAAAUAUAAGCUCAAUUUUCUGAAGUUGGGAGAACAGUCAAAUUCCCCUUAUUUGCUAAUGUCUGUUUGAUAAAACUGGAGUUUCACAGACAAGUUACUAAAUUGUGCCUUUCUCUUUAGAAGAGGGAAAGUGGAUAUUUCCCAUAGAUUAAAGCCAUAUUUGAGUAAUCAACUCCUGUAAAUGGUCCUAGAGAUAAUCUUUAGGAUAUCAGAAAAAGAUAGGUUUUUUUUUUCACCUUAAAUAGCAAAGAAAUUGGUUCUCCAGGUUUAAAGACUAAAGUUUGAGAAAGUGCUCUGCUCUUUGAUAGGUGUGACAGUGCCUGGGUGGUUUGUGCUUGUGUUUUAUCUAGGUUGCCUAUGACUUCCUUGGCAGGCUUCUUUGGGCUUUGCUUCUGAUUUUGCUCCUGUGACUAGUGGACAGAGAUUUCUUCUGAAUUGACGUUUUAUGAGAAAGACUCAUGAAACUCAGGAAGCUAAGGAAACUUACAAGGUUGAGUAUGUUCCUAAAACUUACAAGACUUGUAUAAUACCAUUGAAUAAUUGCUGGGGAGAGUAGAGGUUUUGGUAAAGCUGAAUGGAAGCCGUGGAAUAAGCCCUAGACGUUCGGCUUUUAUGAGUCAUCACACAUGCUAGGGAGGGCUUUUCAGUGUUCACUGUGUUCCUAUAAGUAACAUCAAAACUAAUUAGUUCACCAAGUUCAACCUGGGAGGAAUUAUGUUUCCUUCUGUCAUAGGUGCUCUGUCUGGAGCUACUCACUCCAUUUGUUCAUGUUUCCCCAAGAAACUGUUCAGAAGAUCUCCUUUGGAGAUUGGAACCACCCUGGGACACUAAACUACUGUAGGGAUAUGACAGCCCAGUUUUCUUGCCUCAAGCUGAGGCGGAGACUUGUCUUGCAAUUGUGCCUUGCUUGGCUCAGUCCUCUUCCAUUUCCUGUCUCCAUCCCUAUCUGAGGAAUUUCUCCUGAAUGACAUGAAUAGUAUGUGAUGUCCAGAACCCAUGUAAAGAAUAAGCUAGACAUUGUGGUGUGUGAUUAUAAUGCUAGUGCUGGGGGCAGAGUUGUGACUUAGCCAGCCUUAUGAAGUAUCAGCCAGUGAGAGCCUGUCUCAAGAUGAUGAUGGUGAUGAUAAUGGUGAUAGUAGUGGCUGAGGAACGACACCUGAGAUUGGCCUUUGCCUUCAAACAUGCACAUGCAGAUGUACACCAACCCACAUACCCACACUCACACCCACGCCCCUAUACACACACACACACACACACACACACACACAUGCAUACACACACACAUGCAUACACACACAUACACACACACACAGAGAGAGAGAGAGAGAGAGAGAGAGAGAGAGAGAGAGAGAGAGAGAGAGAAAAUCUGGAAAUGCCUGAAAGUUUUACCUUGCUUUCAGACAGCCUUUGAUUCAUGAUUACCAGAUACAGAAUUACUGAAGCUUGACUUGGUCACCUGAGAUCAGUAAGUUACCUUGCUCUCUAGAGACCCUUAUUUAGCCAGACUGAACUUAUCGCCCAUAAGGACUUACUUCACCGAAGAGGCUUUUCUUCGUUUUGCUUCCUGACUAUGUCCUGCUUGUCCUGAGUUUUUGUUGUUGUUGUUGUUGUUGUUUUUGUUUUUAAGAAACCAAUAACAUUCAAAUCCUUAAUUCAGUUUCUCUCUAGGAAACUGAUUCAACAUGGCGGGAUGUAUGAAUAUGCCCAGACUUUAAUGAAAAGAAUCAAGUACCUGCAAUCUAAACUAGCCAGAUGCCUGAAGUAUGCACCUGCUAUCCAGGGCUUCUUCCUGUGCUCUCUAAGCCUUCCCAUGAUAUUUUGAAACAAAGUUCCAGACUCUUCUCUAAAGCUGUGGUCAUAUCUAACUUGGCUGUUCAGUUCUUUACCUAUCAUUAUUUCAAGUAACCACACACAGAGUCAUAAAGGAGGGCAGAGUCUGUGUGUCUGUGUGUAUCUGCGGACUUUAUGUAUCUGACGUUGGAAAUGGCAGCCUGGCCAGUCCCAGUUCUUGAGUUAGUGAAUUCCUCCCAGGUAGCUCAGUACUUCCUUCAUCCCUCAAAAGCCACAGACACUUCUCUCCGCCCAAAUGUCCAGGUUUAGGUUCUGUUGGAGGUCACCGCCUUGAUGAUCUGUAUGUUUUUACUUUUAAGAACAAAAAUAUCAAUUGGAAAAGGAAUGCUAACCAAUGAGAAUUGGCCUACUUCUGGAAUCAAAAUGCUAACCAAUGAGAAUUGGCCUUCUGGAUUCGGAAUGCUGAAGAAUGCGAAUUGACCUUUUUCUGGAUGCACUUCGGGAAACAUGGACUAUCUGCUCUUGACUGUGGCUGUGAUUACCACAAAUUUGCCUUGUUCGGUAGAUGAAGUCAGUGAUAGGAAGCUAAAGUAAAACAGAGCUGGACUUCGGCACUGCCGCAGCUCAGAGGCAGACUCUUUAGACUGGAACCUUUUCUCUGAGCUGACAGAACCACUGGAAGUCUGGAUAACAGAAAUGAAAGCUGCCCUUGGCCACUAACUUGACUUCUUUUGGUGGUGGUGGGGUUCUGCUUUCCUAGGAACAUAUGUUUACAUAUAAAAAAAAUCCCCAAAUUAUCAUUUUAUUAUGAUUAGGUUUUCAUGUUGUUAAAUAUUUUUUAAAAGCGAUAUGUUCAGCGAAUCUAUAAUAGUUCACCGCAUUAGCAGAUCGCAAGUUUUAUUUCGUUGCUGUUGGACAUUUCAGUGAUUUAAUAUCGUUAGACCUUGGAUCAGUGACUACUGAGGCAGGUUUCACUGCAAGCCAAAGAGCAUAUGACAGUGUCUAAGACUGUUCUGGUUAUGGUGACUGGACUGAAUAGGCAGCUGGGGAAGGGAGAGCGCAUGCCCAGUGCUUAGGACAGUCCCCACAGCUGCUGUGAACACCCCCUGCCCCCUCCCAUGCUCAGGACAGUCCCACAGCUGUUGAACAUCUUCUAAUACUCAUGACAGACCCCAUGAAGAGCUAAUUGUCUAACCUCACAUGUUUCAAAUGCUGCUGUUGAAAGACUUUUUUUUCCUGUAGAUCACUAACAUUCUCAACAUCUUCUGUUUUAAAACCAAACAUGUUUGAACUGCCAUAAUUUUCUUAUCCUGGUAUUUCAGAUAUUCCUUCUUUUCACAUUCUUAAUUGAGAAUUUCUUCUCUGGGAGAGAGGCAUGCACGUAAAGUAUGUCUACCUUUCCUUACUAGUUUUCCAGUGGAGAACUGGAGUACAGUCUCACCUAAGCUUCUGUUGGGAAAGUUCUCAGAGGAGCUUGUAGGGCUGACUUAUGGGUUCUGAGUGAGGGGUUACUCACAGUAGCGUGCUGACCCCAGAGCAGCUACAACGGAAAUGUUCACCCAGUAUGGGUGGUGAUAUCCCCAUAGCUGCCCUUGUGAGCAGCUCCUCCUCAGCUAACCGCCCCCUUAGAUUAGAUUCCCUUUCCCCAGCAGAGACCCAUGGCCAGGUGCAAUUAGGGCAGAGUUGCUAUAACUGGCUGGGGAAAUGAUUUGGAGUUUCAAGAGAGGGUCCAGGGAUUCUCUGUACUGCUCCUUUGUAGUCCUCAGGGCUGACUUCCCAGGUCUCUUGUAAGCAGGUGAGCUGCUCUGUGCUUGGCUCCUGGGAUCUUCUGUAACAGGUGGAUUCCUAGAAGGAAUUCAGUCACCAUGAUCCCUUUCAAAGACCCUGAGGCACAAGUUCUCCAGAGUGGAGAGAGGUCCCUCUUCAAUGCUAUAUGUCCUUUCUCCACUCUAGAAAGUACAAAGCAUUAGUGUGUGUGUGUGCGUGCAUGUGUGAUUGCACACUUGUGCACACGCACGUACACACACACACACACACACACACACACACACACACACACACACACCAUAGCAUGCAUGUGGAGAUCAGACGAAAGCUUGUAGGACUCAGUUCUCACUUUCUACUUUGUGGGUCCCAGGGAAACUGGGGACAGCAGGCUUGGCAAUCAAGUGCCUACAUGGCUCAGGUGCCAUAACCCUGGCUUAAGUUGAAACAAAAGGAAAAAAAAAGCCUUACAGCUCUCUUGUUGUAAUUUGCAUUCUCUUUGAUUAUUCAGGACUUGAGUAUCUUUUCAUAUGCUGAUUACUUGUUUAUAUUUCUUCUCCAGCGAAUUACUAGUUCAUGUCCUUAACCUAUUUUUCUACUGAAGUUUUAGAAAAUUUUAAUUGAUUGGUGGGAAAGUUUUCCCUUCAAGUCUUAAAAAAAACUCUUUCAAAGGCGUCUCUGAGCAUCACUCUUGACUCUAUGCACCAUGUGCUAAAUGUGUUUAGCAAGAGCUGUCUUGUGGAUGAUUAUGGGCUGGGGGAGUCUCUUCCCAUCAGAUCUAGGGUCACCGUGAGUUGCUAAUACUCUUUGAAGAUGAAAACACCUUCACCCCGUGAAAACAAACAUACCACUUUAUGGAAGGGAAGAAGUUUGGGCUGGGAAUUGCAAACAGAGAACCAGGAGGUUCAAGUGUGUUCUCAAACUGACAGAGCCCUUCUUGCAGGCACAGAAAAAGUUCUUGUAAUUCGGAAUAAUUACUCAAUUAACGUCACUCUGUUCAUCUCUGUGGCAGAGUGGGCUGGAAUAGAGGAAGAUGAACAUGUCGACCUUCCCACCAUAGGAAUUCAGAAAUGCACAUUCACAAGCAGUGGAUCUUGGAUGUCCCCUGAGUCUGAGGUCCAAAACUAUCCACUUCGCAUCCCUGACCACACGAGAUUUCAGGGGGAUCUCAAUGGACUAUUUUUCAUUGUACAUUUAGACAUUUAUUUCAAUAUGCAUUUGAAAAAAUGCCUAACAUUAGCUUAGUGCUUCGUGAGCUUGUGGCUGUUGUUGUUCAGGAGGGGAGUGCAGUGGUUAUUAAGGGAAAACAAUCUAUAGCAGCGCUCCUGUCUGAGAGAAUGCUCGACACAGCUGAACAAAACCGAGUUGUGAUGCAGAACCCCACUGUGUAGCCCAUGCUCCGCUGGAGCUCGCAGUGUGGUCCAGCUGGCUCUAAGCUCACAGUCUUCCCACCUCACUCUCCUGAGGGCUGUCACUACAGGCAUGCGGCACCACACUGAGUCUGAGGAAGGUUUGUUGAGCAAAGGAAUAAAAAUGAAGCUCUUGAGUAAAUGAUAGUGUGUGUGUGUGGGGGAGGGAAUUCACAUAGCCACAAUAGCACUAUAAAGGAGGUAGGAAAACAAAUUGGAAAAACAAUCUUGUCAACACACAUGUGUUUAGAGCUGAAAACUAAGUAU